UGUUAUCGAUUAGAAAUGGCGUCCUCACUGUCUUUCUUUUAAGAAAAAUUCGUGUAUUUCUAUUUACUAUUUAAAUUUAACAGCAUUGUCUGUGUCUGACACGCUGUUUUUUAAAGAGAGAACCGACUGGCCAGAGUGUCCAGGAAGCGGAGGCCAAGAGGAUCGCAGGACGAGGGCGCGGAGCCGAGUGCAAAAACAACGGCCAGCAGGCAGCGACAUGAAAAUGCAUUUGUAGCCCGAGCCCACAACACUGCACACACACACCGUCAGUCUCGCGCACACUCGCACACUAGGAGAAGAGGAAGAAGGAGAAGGCGGAAGCAGAAGCAGGAGAGGAUUGCAAAGGACACCGCUGCAUCAUUGUCACCAUCUUAGCCAGGUGGAGCAAGAGGCGUCGGCGGGGGAGGAGUAGGAGGAGGAGCGGCGGCAACAACAAAUGGCGCUGGUGACGGUGCAGCGCUCUCCCAGUGUGGCUGGCUCCUGCUCGAAUUCGGAUGGCGAGGCCGAGGACGACGAGGGCAAUAGCAAGGGCAACGAUCGCAGCGAGUGCUUCUUUGCCGGCAAGGGGACCGCCCUGGUCCUGGCCCUCAAGGACAUCCCGCCCCAGCAGCACAGUGAGCGCCGCUUGAGCACCGACUCCACCCUCAGCAACAGCACGCAGAGCAACAACUCGGACAUCCAGCUCCAUCUGCAGUCCAUGUUCUACCUGUUGCAGCGCGAGGACACGCUCAAGAUGGCUGUCAAACUGGAGUCGCAGCGGUCCAACCGCACACGCUACCUGGUGAUCGCCUCGCGUAGCUGCUGUCGGAGCGCCACCAGCGAACGUCGGCGGCACCGGAUCAUCCGUCACAAUUCGGCCAAAGUCGGUGGAUCUGCGGGCAGCACGUCGUCCUCCUCCGCGGCGGUCACUACGCAGCGACAACUGUCUGUCGAGCAGACCGCCACGGAGGCCAGCAGCAAAUGUGAUAGAUCAGCGGACAAGGAGAACGCGACGGCGGCCGGCGACAACAAGAAUACCUCGGGCAUGGAGGAGUCCUGUCUGCUGGGCAUCGACUGCAAUGAGCGGACCACUCUUGGCCUGGUGGUUCCCAUCCUGGCGGACACCACUAUCCACCUGGAUGGCGAUGGUGGCUUCAGCGUCAAAGUGUACGAGAAGACGCACAUCUUCAAGCCGGUCUCAGUACAGGCCAUGUGGUCCGCGCUACAGACGCUGCACAAAGUGUCGAAGAAGGCUCGUGAGAACAACUUUUAUGCCAGUGGACCCUCCCACGACUGGCUAUCCAGCUACGAGAGGCGCAUCGAGUCGGACCAAUCCUGUCUGAACGAGUGGAAUGCCAUGGACGCGCUCGAGAGCCGCCGACCACCUUCGCCCGAUGCCAUACGAAACAAACCCCCCGAAAAGGAGGAAACCGAAAGUGUCAUUAAGAUGAAGCUAAAGGCCAUCAUGAUGUCGGUGGACCUGGACGAGGUCACCUCCAAGUACAUACGCGGACGUCUCGAGGAGAUCCUAGACAUGGAUUUAGGCGAGUACAAGUCUUUUAUCGACGCCGAAAUGCUUGUUAUUCUGGGCCAAAUGGAUGCCCCCACCAAGAUAUUCGAGCACGUCUAUCUAGGUUCUGAGUGGAACGCUAGCAACCUUGAGGAGCUGCAGAAAAACGGCGUUCGCCACAUCCUGAAUGUGACACGGGAGAUUGACAACUUCUUUCCGGGCACCUUCGAGUAUUUCAACGUGCGCGUGUACGACGACGAGAAGACGAACCUGCUCAAGUAUUGGGACGACACGUUCCGCUACAUAACGCGGGCGAAGGCCGAGGGCUCCAAAGUGCUGGUGCACUGCAAGAUGGGCGUCAGUAGGUCCGCCUCGGUUGUCAUCGCGUAUGCCAUGAAGGCUUACCAGUGGGAGUUCCAACAGGCGCUAGAGCACGUAAAGAAACGGCGCAGCUGCAUUAAGCCGAACAAGAACUUCCUUAAUCAGCUGGAGACGUAUAACGGCAUGUUGGACGCCAUGAAGAACAAGGAGAAGCUGCAGCGCAGCAAGAGCGAGACGAACUUGAAGAGCACAAAGGACGCGCGACUGUUGCCGGGCAGCGAACCGACUCCCCUCAUCCAGGCGCUUAACCAGGCUAAGUCCAAGUCUACUGGCGAAGCCGGUGUCACGCCCGAUGGUGAGGAGGAAGAUGGCCCACGCCUGCACCGCCGAUCCAGUACUCAAAAGUCACAGCGACGAAUGGUCCGGCGCUCCAGCAGCACCUCGCCCAAAACACAGACGGCAGUCGUGACCAAGCAGCAGAGCCAGUCCAUGGAGAACCUAACGCCUGAGCGUAGCGUGGCCGAGGAGCCCAAGAACAUGCGCUUCCCGGGCAGCAACGGCGAGAACUAUAGCGUCACCCAGAACCAGGUGUUGCACAUCCAGAAGCACACGCCUCUGUCUGUGCGCACGCGGAUUCACGAUCUCGAGGCGCACCGGGCGGACCAGCUGCCGCCGCAGCCUGUCUGGACCUCGCUGACCAAGCUGAUCACACAGACCAACCUGGGAGGAAGCAGCAGUGGCAGCGGCAGUGGAAACACCCAGCCGCGGAGGGAUUCCAGCUCAUCGGAUGUGUUUUCCUCUCAGGUGGACAGCGUCUUUGCCAAGGAGGAAGGAAAGCGACAGCGUCGCAAAACGCACUCCUGGACGGAAUCGUUCGGUCCCAGUGGCGGAAUCGUCCUGGAUCCUACGCCACAACAACAGAAGCAGCAAUCAAGCGCCAUCCUGCUGCGUCCCCGAGACCGACAACGGGAGCCACCUUCGCGGCACGCCAGCUGGGGAUCGGGCGACAACCGUAGCAGUCUGCCGCCAAGGACCAGUUCGGGCUCCUACUACGAUAGCAACCGCAAUACGACGGCGAUCUUCGAGGGUGUUAUCCAGGACCUAAAGCGCAGCGGCAAUUGCAAUGUGAUCGAAGGAAUCCCCGUGGCAGUGGAACCCGGAGUUGGAGUUGGCGAGGGCACCGUGAAACGCACCAAGCAGAAGCUAGAAGAGAGUACCUCUCUGAAGAAGCGCUGCCAGGAAGACAGCCAGGAGCUGCUACUCGAGGCGGUGGAUGCUGGACAGAAGCGGUGCCCGAGUCUCUACAGGAGCGCCUCAUCGGCGCACAGUCCGCGUCAGCGACAGCCGAUACGUUGCAAUAGUGAGGAGCUGAUGCACACCAGCGACAUCGAGAACAAGAACACCACGCCCGGCGACCAGGAAGCGACGGUAGUGCUGCGCGUCCAGGGCCAAACGCUGGCCGAGGAUCAGCGUAUUUCAGGCAAUGUGCAAAUACUCAAGCAGAAUUUCGAAGCCAAAGCCGGAGUGGUAGGCGCAGGUGGAGGCGGUGGAGUGGCAGCGGGAGCGGGCAGUAGUUCAACCAUCUCACCGACGGGGUCGGGAGUGGCUGGAGCCAGCUCAGCGAAUCCCGUAAAGAAGACGACCAGCCACCAAUCACUGCCAUCCUCGCCGGUGGCGCAGCAUGCCAACCACGUGUCCACCGCCUCGAACUCCAACUCCUCCGCCUCCAACUCGUCCGAUUCCAGCGUAAGCGAAAAUUGUGAUCGUAAUGUAAAAGGUCUAGUGCAUAAAUAUCAAACCACUACUUCCUGCAGUAGCCAGGCGGCCACCGCGCCCACAGUCGCCUGUGCCCCACUGCCACCCGCCGGAGCCGUUAGCAACAUCAGCCACGCCUGCAGCACCACCACCACCACUAGCUUCAAGCAACGCCCGCUCUCCUACUACGACCGCUCGCUAUCAAACCGAUCGACGCACGACUACAGCGAUAGUCGACCGCCUCCUGCGCCCAUCCGCACCAGUCACAGCAGCAACACGCAACACCACCAGCAGCAGCAACAACAGCCGGAGCAGCAGCAGGUGCAAAUCCGGCGGCUGGCUCAACAUGGAAAGACGCAUCCGCUGAGCAGGCUAAGUGCUCCGAAAACAGGCUUCAACACCGCUGCCUAUAACACCAUCCUUAUCCACAUGAUCCGCUCCUUUCGCUACUCUUGGGCGGAGUACAAGAAGUGAUCCGGCACAUGGAGUUCCAAAACUAACCUGCCGAAGCCACAGCCCAAAAGUUCCCACCUUGAACACUUGUAUUUUUUGCUAUUUAUCAGACCGUAUAUUUAUAAAUAAAAAUGUGUAAUCCAAUUUAGA
Messenger RNA from Drosophila suzukii, 4168 nucleotides. It is a transcript of the gene ssh, whose product is annotated as Protein phosphatase Slingshot. The record is from RefSeq and is a predicted model, not a curated record. Gene Ontology annotation, molecular function: protein tyrosine/serine/threonine phosphatase activity; actin binding. Gene Ontology annotation, biological process: negative regulation of actin filament polymerization; actin cytoskeleton organization; protein dephosphorylation. Lineage: Eukaryota; Metazoa; Arthropoda; Insecta; Diptera; Drosophilidae. Gene Ontology annotation, cellular component: cytoplasm.